Cladocopium goreaui is the source of this 3793-nucleotide messenger RNA. NCBI's taxonomy places the organism in Eukaryota, Dinophyceae, Suessiales, Symbiodiniaceae. The record is from the annotation of a GenBank genome assembly.
AUGAAAGCUUUUCGAAAAAGCAAAAGGAGGAUGAAGAAAAAACCAGAGAAACACAUCCGACGUUACAUCAAAGACGUCGAAGACUAUUUGGGAGUUGGCACUGAUGGAGCCUACGUCCUGACCGACUACACGAAGAAGCUGGCCUGGGGCAAGCAGCGCACAUUGAUGCGGUACCACUAUGCUUUGUCAGACCUUCUUCACACGAUCUUGAAGGGAAAGAUGCAGCUGGCAGGCCUGAAGGUGACCCAGCUCCUUCGAGCGACACACCAAGCAUCAUUAGAUCAAGGCGACUGGCGAGCAGCAUGGCUCCUUCUGGAUCUGCCAGAUCCAAUGGAGCGCCCACGCUUCGGUGGCGAAGCACAACAGCUGGAAUUGGUAGCCAGUUAUGUGACAGCCAUGGCGAACCUCGAGAAGAAAGGAAGAUGGCAAUCCCAUCGAGGCAACGAGGAAGAUCCAGCUCUAGGAAAAGGAAAGGGAAAGCGAAAAGGCAAGAAGGGCGACAAAGAAGAAGAACCGCGACGGGAGUGGACUGCCCUUCAUGAGAGCUAUGCUAGGCAGAUCGAAGUUUUGACACUCACCCUAUUGAAGCAUGGCCUUGCCUCCAAAAAGGUCGUGCCUCAUGCCUCACUUCAAAGGCCCUUGCAAAGCUACCAGCUCUUGAAAGGCGUUCAGUCCUUUAGGCUCCUGCGCGGGCUUUGUGACCUCCAGGAUUUUUGCAGAAGGUUUGCUUGUGCCAGUCUGCGACAGUUGUUGAAACUUCCCAAGCUCGCAGACCACGAGUUUUCUAAGUAUGUCAUGAUGAAAUAUGAAGAUGGUAGGAACAGCACACGUUCUACCGUGAAGCACGCCCUGCUGGGCUGUCAGCACUUAGCGCCACAGUUGAAAGUUGCGCCUGAGCGGCUUCAAAAAGCAGCCAACAGAUACACUGGUGAUGCGGAUUUCCAAAAGUUUGCCAGAUCCUACGUGCUGUUGGAAGAGUUGCAGGCCGCGGAUGAGCCUGCUGCUUGUAUCCCAGUUUUGCCCAGCGCGCAAACUCAUUCCAUGGAAGUGGAGCCAAAGUCGUUGUUGAGACGCUCGACCAACGCAUGCUGGAAGUUGUUCGUUUAUUGCUUGAAGUACACGUACGUUCGUUUGUUCUUUUUGUUUUUUCUUAAGCUCGGCCUGUUGAUUCGACAUUCCUUUUCAAAAGCAGUUGGCAGGCUCAUGGUCACCACCGUCAGAUUGAAACUGCGUCGUGCCAUUUCUUUUGUAGUGAUGAUCUUGGAGGGAAAUUUUGAUGAGCUUGUUUAUCAGCUGGGCUUGUUACUGCAUGAAUCUCCACCACAAGGAUUCUCAAUGCCUGAGGGUCCAGCAGAGGCUUUCAACUUGGCGUCGAUGCACUUCACUCGAGCCUUGUCGAUUUGUGCCCUUUGGAAGGCCAACGUUAGCCCAGCUUGGCUGAGCACACAAGAACCGCUGUCGCUGCGAGGAUCCGCAAAGCCUUUGGAGAUCAAAGGCCUGGAUGGAUCUACCUUUGAGUUCCAGGUUGACGAUGAUGCAACGGUGGAAAAAGUGUACAAAUACAUCUUAGAGAAGACUGGGCUAAAAACGGGCAAGAAAUUGUUGCUGACUUCGGGCUGCACUAUCCUGGAUCAUUCCAGACCACUCCUGCAGCAAGUGCAGGGUGGAGAAAUCAGUUUCAUUGUCCAAAGCAUCACUUUGAAUGACUUUGCAAAAAGCUUUUGGAGCGCCAUCGAAGCUGACACCAAAGAAAGUCUGACUGCUGAAGAUGUGAACACACUACGUGCAGCUGCAAUUGUUUCAAUGCACUUGGGCGCAGAUUUCCAUCAGAGUUUGGCAGAUGUCACGUUGCCGAGCAGCCUGCAGACCUUGACCUUUGGUGGGGAUUUCAAUCAGAGUUUGGCACGGGUCACAUUGCCAUGCACCCUGCAGACCUUGACCUUUGGUGCGGGGUUCAAUCAGAGUUUGGAAGGUGUCACGUUGCCAAGCAGCCUGCAGACCUUGACCUUUGGUUGGUCGUUCAAUCAAAGUUUGGCAGGUGUCGCAUUGCCAAGCAGCCUGCGGACCUUGACCUUCGGUCGGCUGUUCAAUCAGAGUUUGGCAGGUGUCACAUUGCCAAGCAGCCUGCAGACCUUGGCCUUUGGUUGGGAUUUCAAUCAGAGUUUGGCAGGUGUCACGUUGCCAAGCAGCCUGCAGACCUUGACCUUUGGUGGGGAGUUCAAUCAGAGUUUGGCAGGAUUCACGUUGCCAAGCAGCCUGCAGACCUUGACCUUUGGGGAGGGGUUUGAUCAGAGUUUGGCAGGUGUCACGUUGCCAAGCAGCCUGCAGACCUUGACCUUUGGUGGGGAGUUCAAUCAGAGUUUGGCAGGUGUCACAUUGCCAGGCAGCCUGCAGACCUUGGCCUUUGGUUGGGAUUUCAAUCAGAGUUUGGCAGGUGUCACAUUGCCAAGCAGUCUGCAGACCGUGACCUUCGGUCGGCGGUUCAACCAGAGUUUGGCAGGUGACACGUUGCCAAGCAGCAUGCAGACCUUGACCUUCGGUCAGCGGUUCAAUCAGAGUUUGGCAGGUGUCACGUUGCCAAGCAGCCUGCAGACUUUGACCUUGACCUUUGGGGAUGGGUUUGAUCAGAGUUUGGCAGGUGUCACGUUGCCAAGCAGCCUGCAGACCUUGACCUUUGGUGGGGAGUUCAAUCAGAGUUUGGCAGGUGUCACGUUGCCAAGCAGCCUGCAGACCUUGACCUUUGGUGGCGGGUUCAAUCAGAGUUUGGCAGGUGUCACGUUGCCAAGCAGCCUGCAGACCUUGACCUUUGGUUGGUCGUUCAAUCAAAGUUUGGCAGGUGUCGCAUUGCCAAGCAGCCUGCAGACCUUGACCUUCGGUGAGCUGUUCAAUCAGAGUUUGGCAGGUGUCACGUUGCCAAGCAGCCUGCAGACUUUGACCUUUGGGAUUGGGUUUGAUCGGAGUUUGGCAGGUGUCACGUUGCCAAACAGCCUGCAGACCUUGACCUUUGAUGGGGAGUUCAAUCAGAGUUUGGCAGGUGUCACGUUGCCAAGCAGCCUGCAGACUUUGACCCUUGGUUGGGAUUUCAAUCAGAGUUUGGCAGGUGUCACAUUGCCAAGCAGCCUGCAGACCUUGACCUUUGGUGGGGAGUUCAAUCAGAGUUUGGCAGGAUUCACGUUGCCAAGCAGCCUGCAGACCUUGACCUUCGGUCGGCUGUUCAAUCAGAGUUUGGCAGGUGUCACAUUGCCAAGCAGCCUGCAGACCUUGACCUUCGGUCGGCGGUUCAAUCAGAGUUUGGCAGGUGUCACAUUGCCAAGCAGCCUGCAGACCUUGGCCUUGGGUUGGGAGUUCAAUCAGAGUUUGGCAGGUGCCACAUUGCCAAGCAGUCUGCAGACCUUGACCCUUGGGAAAUGGUUUGAUCAGAGUUUGGCAGGUGCCACAUUGCCAAGCAGUCUGCAGACCUUCACAUUGGCAGGCGUCACAUUAGUCCAAGCAGUCUGGAAGCCUUGACUACUGGGUGGUUCUUGAAUAUGCCUUUGGACUCAGGUUUUUGUCGCCGUAGUGUGCGACAAAUUUGUUGGCAAGCGGCAGGGUGCAUUACUUAGACCUUUUCGAAGACGAAAAACGGGGAGAUGGACUGGAUAAUGCCGAAAACAAACGUUCCAAAAACAUUGGGGUACCGUAAACUUUGGGGCGUCCCUGGGAUGGUGACCAUGUGGUCAGCUGAUAACUUUGGUCCUGUUUCCCAGUCACAUAAGUUGUGCUGGUCAACUUCAGAUGAUGAACCCAUCCAAUG